UCUGCUUGUAAUCUAUUGGAGUCAUAACCUAAAACUUGUCCAACGUCAAGUUAUUAACGUUAUAUUAUUAUUUUAUGUCAAAGAAGUUAUUUAACAUAAUAUAUUAAAAAUGCCGGACCAUUUAGGAGAGGAUAUGCGUAAAGUAAAAUCGGAGGAUGAAAAGGAAGAGAAAGAAAUUAAAUCUCUUGAUGAGGCGGACAUUGCUUUGUUGAAAACAUACGGUCAAGGUCAAUAUACGAAGACUAUAAAAGUGGUUGAAGAAGAUAUACAAACAAUAAUCAAGCGCGUAAAUGAACUGACAGGAAUUAAAGAAUCAGACACUGGUUUGGCACCUCCAGCUUUAUGGGAUUUAGCAGCUGACAAACAAACUCUACAAAAUGAACAACCGUUACAAGUUGCUCGUUGUACAAAAAUUAUUAACGCUGACUCCGAUGAUCCAAAAUAUAUCAUUAAUGUGAAACAAUUUGCUAAGUUUGUUGUUGACUUGGCUGAUACGGUAGCACCAACGGAUAUUGAAGAAGGCAUGAGAGUUGGUGUAGAUCGUAAUAAGUAUCAAAUACAUAUUCCAUUACCACCCAAAAUAGAUCCAACUGUUACUAUGAUGCAAGUAGAAGAAAAACCAGAUGUAACGUAUAGCGAUGUAGGUGGUUGUAAAGAACAAAUAGAAAAGUUGAGAGAAGUUGUAGAAACUCCAUUACUACAUCCAGAGAAAUUUGUCAAUUUAGGUAUAGAACCUCCUAAAGGUGUAUUACUUUUUGGACCACCUGGAACAGGUAAAACAUUAUGCGCAAGAGCAGUUGCCAAUAGAACAGAUGCUUGUUUCAUACGUGUUAUCGGAUCGGAAUUAGUUCAAAAAUAUGUUGGAGAGGGUGCAAGAAUGGUGAGAGAAUUAUUUGAAAUGGCACGUAGUAAAAAAGCUUGCCUAAUAUUUUUCGAUGAAAUAGAUGCUAUAGGUGGUGCACGAUUCGAUGAUGGUGCUGGUGGUGACAACGAAGUGCAAAGAACUAUGUUGGAAUUGAUCAAUCAAUUGGAUGGAUUUGAUCCUCGUGGUAAUAUCAAAGUCUUAAUGGCAACUAAUCGACCAGAUACAUUGGAUCCUGCAUUGAUGCGACCAGGACGUUUGGAUAGGAAAGUUGAGUUCGGUUUACCAGAUCUUGAGGGUCGAACUCAUAUCUUUAAAAUUCAUGCACGUUCAAUGAGCGUUGAAAGGGAUAUUAGAUUUGAAUUACUCGCACGUUUAUGUCCUAAUAGCACGGGAGCUGAAAUACGUUCAGUUUGUACCGAAGCUGGAAUGUUUGCAAUUCGUGCACGUCGUAAAGUAGCCACGGAAAAAGAUUUUCUUGAAGCCGUCAACAAAGUAAUCAAAUCUUACGCUAAAUUCUCUGCUACUCCUAAAUAUAUGACUUAUAAUUAAAUUCAUUUAUUAAAAUACAGUACAUAUAACAGGUGAUUUUUUUUCUUUUAUAUAUAUAACAG
Molecule: messenger RNA, 1476 nt
Organism: Polistes dominula (European paper wasp)
Lineage: Eukaryota; Metazoa; Arthropoda; Insecta; Hymenoptera; Vespidae
Gene: Rpt1
Product: 26S proteasome regulatory subunit Rpt1
Molecular function (GO): ATP hydrolysis activity; ATP binding
Source: RefSeq, a predicted model, not a curated record